GGGGGCUUCGGCAUGGAAAGCAGGUAUUUCGCGCGGUGAAACCAGCUGCCACCACUGUAGCGUUUUUGGAGUUGAAAUCGGUUCAGCCUUAUUGAUACCUCAACGGGAAAUUUUAGUUACCACUUGUUUCUGAAGAUGUUGCGAUCAGCGUGGAUUGUUUUGGUAGUGAUUGGUGUGUCUUUCGAGUGCUUCGCCAUAUCCGGCCGAGUUUUGGAUCGGUUCAAAGCGCGCGUGGAUGAACGGAUCGUUCGUCGGUAUCGGAUCCGGGAAUGGAAUGCACAAACCAGACUCGGUAGCACUCCAAACCAGAUGACCCAGCAGGAUACUGGUGGUGUGACAGCGAACAACAAUGCUACCGCCGAUAAUCACAUCCACCAGGAGGGCGGACCAAUAAUGGACGAGGAACAUUCCAAAAUGGAAGUCAGUGAAAGUGAUCUUAUCAGCGCGGGUUUGGGACAGCGACGGUUUCAAGAGGCGAAUAAAAUAUUUGAGAGGAAUGUCUUAUUCCGGUUCUAUCAGAGCGGCAACUUGACGAAAACAACGACCGUUGGCGAAAAUCCGUUGCUCUCCGGGACCAAUUGCUCGACGACAGAAAAGUUUUCCAUAAUCGCUCACGGAUGGCACGAGAACUGCUACGAGACGUUCUGGAUUGGUGAUCUGGAAGAGAAUCUACGGGUUCACCGCGGGGGCUGCGUGAUUUGUAUGGACUACUCUACCUUCUCCAGCGGGGGCUAUCCGUAUCUGUUCAAACGUUUCAACAACUUAAGUGGGGUGCUCCUGAAAUUUCUUCGAUCACUGCAGUAUGAAGGGAUGCAGUUCGAAAACCUGUACAUGUUUGGUUUCAGCUUCGGAGCCCAGCUGGUGCUGGAUGCUGGCAAUCAGAUAGGCUUCAACGUAAUUGAAGAAAUCGAUACCUGUGAUAUGGCGGGCCCAGGUUUUGACCAGGACCGAUUCUUCAAGGGGAUCAACUUCCGGAAUGCGGCACAGAAUGUGCAGUGCAUCCAUACGAGCACCGACAAGGGUACCAAGCUGAUGAACAAAUGCCACCAAGACUGGCGGAUGGGCCAGUGUGGAUUCAAACAACCGGCGGCGGGAAAACCGCCCUUGGGCUCGCACGGACUUUGUCCGGUGUUCUACAACUUGGCAUUCAGCGAAGGGUUUUACGCCGAACCAAGACCGUCCACCUGUGAGAUCGUGAAGGACCGUGAGACAGAUUACCCAACUGGGUUCAGGAUGGGGUAUAUGGAGAAGCGAAAAAGGAAAGUACAGGGCGAACUGUACGCCCAAACAACGGAUGUCUACCCCUACACCAACAGCUUUGACCAACUAUGGCUGAAUGAUUGAAUGAGUGUCAUUCACGCAACCCCAUCCAGUACAAUUGUGAUAGUUUUGUUGUUUGUAGUAAAUAACAUGAAUUAAUGUUCGUUUCUCAUUUCGGCACCUGCCGAGUAAUAUAACAUACCGUUGCCAUAGUUGUCUGACCGAUUGACUCACAAGUUGUAACAAUGUGUUUAUUUUGACUAGGGAACUUCCGUAUAGAUGCUUUUCUUAAAUUUUAUUGGAUUCUAACCAG
Toxorhynchites rutilus septentrionalis is the source of this 1573-nucleotide messenger RNA. RefSeq lists its product as uncharacterized. Gene Ontology annotation, molecular function: lipase activity. The transcript is spliced from 3 exons. NCBI's taxonomy places the organism in Eukaryota, Metazoa, Arthropoda, Insecta, Diptera, Culicidae. The record is from RefSeq and is a predicted model, not a curated record. Bases 136 to 1344 code for a protein of 402 amino acids.